This is a messenger RNA of Prosopis cineraria, 793 nucleotides long. RefSeq lists its product as uncharacterized. The record is from RefSeq and is a predicted model, not a curated record. Bases 294 to 653 code for a protein of 119 amino acids. Lineage: Eukaryota; Viridiplantae; Streptophyta; Magnoliopsida; Fabales; Fabaceae. The transcript is spliced from 2 exons.
AGCCACGUUCGCCCGCCAUUUGUUAAGUUGUUGCUCAUAGUCGCAUGGUCGCGCGGUCUAUCAGUGCUUCCCCCGGCUCGGAAGAACAAAAACAAAACAAGAAAAUUCCGAAACCCCUCCUCUCCUUCUUCGCCUUCCCCUCGCAGAUCACCUCAAAAUACUCCUCUCACACGUAUUUAUAAUACCCCUAUUUCAAAUUCUUCCACACCACACUAAGACCCCUUUCAUCUCGAUUUCCAAUUACCUCCAGCUUCGCUAGACAGCCUCUUCUCACUCACUAUUCGCAAACAACCAUGCCUGCGCCUGCUCUUUUCUUGAUUUUCAUUCUCGUCAAUGCCCUCCAUUGUUAUGAAGCGACUUUGCUCCGUGAGGAAAAUGGUUCGGCCGUGGCAGUGAUGAAGCGCGAUCAGGUUUCUCCGAUGGUACCCGUGACGGAGGUCGGCAAGAUGGAGGUGUUUAUGCUGAUGAAUGAGAGCAGGAGGAAGUUGGGAAGCUUCCAGAUAUGUGCACUUUGUACCUGUUGCGGUGGAACUAAAGGGGUUUGCUUGCCCUCUCCGUGUUGCUAUGCCAUCAAUUGCAACAUACCCAACAGACCCUUCGGCUUCUGUUCGUUCACGCCCAAGACCUGUAAUUGCUUUGGAUGCCAUCUCUAAUUCUCUCUCCCUUGCUUCUUUAUUAUAAUUUACAGUUGAAAUUGUUUAGCUCGAGGAUUCUCCCAAUUCUGUCCCAAGUGUGAAUGAUAUGAAUACCUGUUCUUGAUUUGUUCUUUUUCAUUAUUACUUGGGGAUCAUUA